AUGCCGCCGGGACAGACAGGGCUUGGGUACUUCUCCGUGCCAUUCGAACGGUUUGCACGCGACGAGAUAUCCGACUGGGCGAGUGGAUUCACCCUGCUAGAUACUCUGGAGACAUACUUUGACUCGCGGUUAGACCUCUUCCAACGCCAACUCGCAAAACGUAGCGAAAAGCUCAAGAUGCGCGCGGAAGAGACGAUCAACGACGUGUUCAAGAAGGAUCUCUUCAAACGACGAGGUUCGAUGCACACUACGCAGCAGCUCGAUAUGGAGAUGCAGAAGUUCAAGGCAAAGGUGUCUGCCAGAGUCACGAAACUAGCGGCAACGUGGCACACCUCCAACGUCGUACGGUUCCGUGAGAAGCUCACCUUCUUCUGGGGCGUGAUGUCCCUCUUGAUCACUUCCCUACUAUUUGGAAUGGCUCCUGAGUGGAUACACAUCGCAUACACGCUACAGGCCGCGUUCUACUUGCCCAUGCGUGUUUAUCUGUACAAGAAGCGGGCCUGGCACUACUUCCUGUUUGAUCUGUGUUACUACGCGAACAUCCUCAACUUCAUCUACAUCUGGUUCCUCCCAGCCAAUUCCGCCCUCUUUGUAGCUUGCUACUGCCUAUCACAUGGAUCGCUUGCCUCCGCGGUAAUCACAUGGAGAAACAGUCUCGUAUUCCACGACUUCGACAAAGUCACGUCCCUCUUCAUCCAUGUCUACCCUCCGUUGACAUUCUCUGUCAUCCGGCAUUACUAUCCGAACGCCGCAGAGCGCUUCCCCGCAAUAACGGCAGUACCACAACUCCAGCCUAUGAGGGCUCUGCUAUUGAGUGGCAUCAUCUAUUUGAUAUGGCAGGUGCUCUACUGGAAGUUCGUCUUCGUCGAUCGGCGCAAGAAGAUCGAGUCCGGCCAGCGCACGACGUCGCUGUCGUUCCUAUUGAACGAUAAGCGAGGCGUGAUUGGUCGCGCACUCUCGAGAGUGCCUCCACAGUAUCGCACGCUAGCGUUCAUGUUCGGACAGUAUUUAUAUUCGGUCCUAACCGAGCUUCCCGCCAUCCUCGUCCUGUACCGAAGUCCGUUCUGGAGUGGCACAUUCCUCAUAUUCAUCUUCGCUGUCAGCGUAUGGAAUGGUGGCGGUUUCUACAUCGAGGUCUUCGGUCGCAAGUUCGAACGCGAACUCGAGGCGCUGCGGAAAGAACUCGCAGAAGGGACCCACUCCCGUUCGAAUUCGACCAUGUCCAGCCCUACGCUCGUGCCGCAGGAUGAUGACGAUCUGUCUACCGUCAACGGCUCUCCGGACAUUGUUGCCAAGAACCUCUCCCCAGAGAUCCCGACCCCGGAUUUGCCCACGGAGAUCGGUACACACGCAACAUGA
Rhodofomes roseus is the source of this 1359-nucleotide messenger RNA. RefSeq lists its product as uncharacterized. The record is from RefSeq and is a predicted model, not a curated record. The transcript is spliced from 9 exons. NCBI's taxonomy places the organism in Eukaryota, Fungi, Basidiomycota, Agaricomycetes, Polyporales, Fomitopsidaceae. The coding region runs from base 1 to 1359 and encodes 452 amino acids. Gene Ontology annotation, biological process: phosphatidylcholine biosynthetic process.